This is a messenger RNA of Elaeis guineensis (African oil palm), 1560 nucleotides long. RefSeq lists its product as uncharacterized. Lineage: Eukaryota; Viridiplantae; Streptophyta; Magnoliopsida; Arecales; Arecaceae. Gene Ontology annotation, cellular component: membrane; Golgi apparatus. The record is from RefSeq and is a predicted model, not a curated record. Gene Ontology annotation, molecular function: small GTPase binding. Gene Ontology annotation, biological process: vesicle-mediated transport.
CAACCAACUCGCUCCCAGCACGGUGGCGUGAGAAAGAAUACCAAUCUGGAAGAAGUGGUCGGUGGGGAGAUCUGGAGGUUAGGGUUUUAUUGGAAUAGGCGGAAGAAAGAGAGGGGAGGGAUUAAAAAAAAAAACUUUGGUAACUCGUUGGUGUACCCUUCAACGCACCCCGAUCCGGUUUUUUGCAAAUCGUCAGCGGUAAAAUUGGCAAUAAAGCUUUUAAUCACCUACCCUGUGUAUGGUGCAUUAGAAGACCCGGUUUGGCGCUCCUUCCCGUUAAAAGAAAUCGUUAGAGAGGAAGGAAAGACCUCCGAUUGGGCUUGGAAAUGGUGCUCUAUAGACAACGUUGAUUCUGCCUCUCUUUUGCUGCUGAGAUUAGUCCGCCAUGGAAGAAGGUUACUCGAGCCUCCCUACCAGCCAUUUGCUCGGCUCCGUUCCCGCUGCGGUAGCUGAGGAUAAAACAGGAGGCGCUGCUAGUGAAUCCUCGUCUGCCAACUUACAAAGCUUUCCACCUGCUAAUGGAGGCUAUCAAGCCCCUGGGAGUGCAUAUGGUGGAGAUGAGCAAGCUACAAGCAGUUGGAAAGGAGUAUGUAGCAUUUCAUCAUACACCCCAUAUUUCAACAUUGAUACUGAUAUUGUGGUAGAUAGACUCAUUACUUCAGUGUAUCCCUUGAAUGAUUUUACAAGGAAGAUUGAUGGCAAUCCUGAUAUGUAUGGCCCCGUUUGGAUCUCUACUACAUUGGUAUUCAUGCUUGCUGCCCUUGGAAACUGUGCAACUUAUCUUAUGCGCAAAAGAAAUGAACCAGAUGCGGUAUGGAACUUUGAUGUCACGUUUGUAGAUUGGGCAGCAUGUGUCAUAUAUGGUUAUGCACUUGCUGUGCCAGUUGCAUUUUACUUCUUGCUUCAGUACGUUGGAUGUAAUGCAAGCCUCAUACAUCUCUGGUGUAUGUGGGGUUACUCGCUGUUCAUCUUUCUACCAAGUUCCUUGUUAUUGGUUGCUCCUGUUGAGAUCUUCCGAUGGGUCAUCAUAAUUCUUGCUGGUGCUGCAUCAUCUUGGUUCGUUGCACAAAACUUAAAGGCUUAUACAGAGGGGAGUGAUCUGAUGGUUUUAAUUGUUAGUGCCUUGUUGUUGCAAUUUGCUCUUGCACUCUUCAUCAAAAUUUUUUUCUUCAUGUGAGGUUGUAUGUUCGGGUGUAUCUUGGCAUGCAGCAUAUUUGAUGGCAGCAUGUACAGAUGAAUUUGAAGGCAAUGCUCAUUUGCCCCAUUCUGUAUGCAGCAUAUAUUGUACAGAAAAGUGGGUGAAUGUUAAAGAUUUAACAUACUGAACAGAGUCGGUGAAACUAGCAGAGAUGAUGGGAACACCCUGAUGUGUGGAGUUGCAGUGAGAUGUUUUCCUUUGACAGACUUGACUUCCAACGGGCAUGUCUGCUGAUGAUGCUUGUUUUUUUUUUUUCCUGAACCUGACUUUUGGAUGUACAAGGUAAUGGAAUUGUAGUGCAGAGGAUCCUUCUGCUUUAUAUUUGAAUGGAAUUGCCUUUUGGGACACUCUUUUUUUUUUCC